AGGGGGCACAACCCAGUCCAAGGAGGCUCUCUUCUUCACUCUACUCCUGACCCUGGUAAGAAUCACCAGUAGUGAGUAAGUGACACAGAGAUCCAAAGAUGACCAGCGGCCAUGGCAGUAGUAGCCGUCGCCUCUUCUUGGAGCGGCUUUGGUUUGUGGUGGGCUCUGCUCCCUCGCCCAUGGCAAGAGCACGUCAGGCCCCUCUCAUCCUGGGCUCCCCGUCCGAGCGGUGAGCCUCGGCGGGUGGCUGGUGACCGAGGGCUGGAUCCUGCCCUCCCUCUUCGACGGCAUCCCCAACAAGGACCUCAUGGACGGCUCGAGCCUGCAGUUCAGGUCGCUGGCGUGGAACGCCAACCUCACCGCGGAGCGGGGUGGCGGUGCGGCUGUCGUCGCGGUGCCGGAUAGCCAGCUCAACGGCUCCUACGCAACGUUCAAGGUGUGGAGGAUCGACGAGACGACCUUCAACUUCAGGGUGUUCAACCAGCAGUUCAUCAGCGUGUGGCGCAACGGGGCGGUCUUGGCGACAGCUGCCACGCCGGGGCCCGCGGAGACGUUCCAGAUCGUGCGCAACGCCGGUGACAAGAAUAGGGUCCGGAUCAGGGCGCCCAACGGCCGCUUCCUGCAGGUGAAGAGAGACCACUCGGUGACGGCGGACCACGGUGAGAGCACUAGCUGGGGCGACGACGACCCGUCGGUCUUCGCGAUGACCAACGUCGGAGACAUGCACGGCGAGUUCCAGAUCUGCAACGGCUACGGCACGGGCAAAGCUGCGGCGGUGCUUAGGAACCAUUGGAACACAUUCAUAGUUGAAGAGGACUUCGAGUUCAUCGCUUCUAACGGGCUAAAUGCAGUUAGAAUCCCAGUCGGUUGGUGGAUCGCCAGCGACCCCAACCCUCCGGCUCCCUACGUGGGAGGCUCUCUCGACGCAUUGGAUAAGGCCUUCAAGUGGGCGGAGAAGUACAAGCUUGGGGUGAUCAUCGACUUGCACGCGGCACCUGGGUCGCAGAACGGGUAUGAGCAUAGCGCCUCCAGGGAUGGAUCGCAGGAGUGGGGAACCACCGAUGCGAGCAUCGCCCUGACGGUUCAGGUCAUCGACUUCCUAGCUUCCAGGUACGCGGCGAGCCCGAGCCUGCUCGCGAUGGGGCUGAUGAACGAGCCGAUGGCGCCCGGCGUGACGCUCGACAGCCUGGUGAGAUACUACAGGGCCGGCUACGCCGCCGUGCGGAGGCACACGCCCAGGGCCUACGUGGUCAUGUCCAGCCGGCUGGCGGGGGGCUCCGACGAGCUCCCCCGGUUCGCCGGCAUCGGCGGGCUGCCGGGAGCGGUCAUCGACGUACACUACUACGUGUUCAACAGUUCCUUCACCAACCUGACGGCGCAGCAGAACAUCGACUUCAUCAAAACCAACUACGCCGCCGACCUCAGGGGCCUCACCAGACAAAACGGUCCUCUCUCCUUCGUAGGAGAGUGGGUGGCUGUGUGGAAUGUGCCGAACGCGACCAAGGCAGAGUACCAGAGGCUCGCACAGGUGCAGAUGGAGGUGUAUGGACAGGCUACGUUCGGCUGGGCCUACUGGACGCUCAAGAACGUCAACAACUACUGGAGCCUGGAGUGGAUGAUCAAGAACGGAUACAUCUCGUUGAAACAUUGAAAGCUGAUGACUUGCUUCUAGUUAUCCAAUUUGACGUGCGUGCACUAGAAUAAGAGUUCCAUGUCGAAUAGAUUAAUUUAUUGAUGAUGGAAAGCAGAAAGGGCACCAAUAAUUCACCAUACGUUCCAUUUCUCUUUUUUAUAUGAUUAUAUUUUUUUGCGAGGACAAGAGAGAUUUUUUUUA
Molecule: messenger RNA, 1834 nt
Organism: Panicum hallii
Lineage: Eukaryota; Viridiplantae; Streptophyta; Magnoliopsida; Poales; Poaceae
Product: probable glucan 1,3-beta-glucosidase A
Exons: 8
Coding region: 308-1651 (447 amino acids)
Biological process (GO): actin filament bundle assembly; cell migration; establishment or maintenance of cell polarity
Cellular component (GO): cytoplasm; actin cytoskeleton
Molecular function (GO): hydrolase activity, hydrolyzing O-glycosyl compounds; actin filament binding
Source: RefSeq, a predicted model, not a curated record